UGUGUGGGGAUCAAGCCUCACUACUCCGCAGCCUUCAUGUUUGACAGCACAGAGGGAAGAAGACGAACAGAAGAAGAAGUAGAAGAAGAAGAAGAAGAAGAAGAAGAAGAAGAGGAAAAAGAAGAAGAAGAAGAAGAAGAAGAAGAACAGUGACUGACGCGGUUUCUGACUCUCUGACGCACCGGGGAACUUUGUGUCCAUGUCACCAGCAAGCCUGAGGCCAGGACACCCAUCAGCCUGCAGCAGAGCUCUCCGCCUUUUCCCCGGAUUACUUUAACCAGUCCAACCAGGGAUUCAAUAGCCUGGUUAUGGAUUUUAACCUGCUGACGGACAGUGAGGCCCGCAGCCCGGCGCUGUCGCUCUCCGACUCCGGGACCCCGCAGCACGAGCCGGGAUGUAAAGGCCAGGACACCAGCGACACAGAGAAAUCCCACCAGAACCAGCUGGAUGAGUCCGGCGCUGACGACGGCUCUCUGAAGAAGAAGCAGCGGCGGCAGAGGACUCACUUCACCAGCCAGCAGCUGCAGGAGCUGGAGGCCACCUUCCAGAGAAACCGCUACCCCGACAUGAGCACCAGAGAGGAAAUCGCAGUGUGGACCAACCUCACGGAGGCACGGGUCAGGGUCUGGUUCAAGAACCGCCGUGCGAAGUGGAGAAAGCGCGAGAGGAACCAGCAGGCGGAGUUAUGCAAAAAUGGCUUCGGUGCCCAGUUCAAUGGACUCAUGCAGCCGUACGACGACAUGUACACCGGCUACUCCUACAACAACUGGGCUACCAAGAGCCUAGCGAGCAGCCCGCUCUCUGCCAAGAGCUUCCCAUUCUUUAACUCUAUGAAUGUAAGCCCCCUAUCCUCCCAGCCCAUGUUCUCCCCCCCCAGCUCCAUCCCCUCCAUGAACAUGGCCUCUGGCAUGGUGCCCUCAGCAGUGGCCGGGGUUCCCACCACGGGGCUCAACAACCUGGGCAACCUCAACAACCUCAACAGCCCCACGGCGCUCAACUCGGUAGCGGUGAGCGCGGCCACGUGCCCCUACGCCACCACAGCCGGCCCCUACAUGUACAGAGACACCUGCAACUCCAGCCUGGCCAGCCUGCGGCUCAAAGCCAAGCAGCACACCAACUUUGCUUACCCGGCAGUGCAGAACCCUGUGUCCAACCUGAGCCCCUGCCAGUAUGCUGUGGACCGGCCGGUAUGAAGAAGAAGCUCCGACGGUGCCCCCCUGACCCAAAAGUCCACUAUUGCUGCCCCCCCCCCCCCCCCCCCCCCCAUGCCACUUCACAUCUCUUCAGCUCCAUCUGUAGCCUGCCAGAUGUGCUGCAGACUGGCAGACCGUGCUGUGAUGGUACACUAUAUGAAUAAUCUUCGAAACGGACAGAGCAAACAGACGGGCCCGGAUGGACCAUCGCGCUUCAAAAGGAAUUCUUUCCAGCUUGUGAGACUUUGUCGCUGAACUGACCAACUGCUUCAAAGGAUUUCUAAAGAAAGAGAAAUGUCCAUUAUCAUUUUGUUUCCUUCUUUUGAACUGCAUGAUUCAAGUAAACGUAGAAACCAAGAGUACAUAAAACACGGAUGCUUCAACUGGACUUGGCCCAAAAAACAUCAAAUACGGUCUUUGCCACUGGCGCAGGACAAGAGACCUGUGGUUGCAAUGCGGGACAAAUGGAGGAUGUAUAUAAUGGACUUUUUUGUUUUGUAUGUGACAAAAAAUAUAUGAAAACGUACUUUAAAGAUGAGAAAAGCAUGCUCUUCAAAAGCAAAGGCCCUAGGUUUAUGUACUAUGAGCUCAACCUUUAGGAACUCUAAACUUUGUUGUGAAUUCUUCUCCCCUUUGGAAAGCCAAAGGUCAAAGGUCAGCUUGGAUGGGCAAGAGGAGGGCAGUCGUGGAAAACGAACACAACCUCAAAACACAAAAACAACAAUUUAAUUACACAUACCAGAACAUACGAUUUUUCAAGUAAAACUCUAAAAAGCCAUUGAGUAUAUAGAUUUGUGUGGUGUUAUACAAAGGGAGUCCAUGACUGUAAAAAAAAUGUAUGUAAGAGUGCAGUUGUCAUAACAAAAAAACAAGCUUUUUUCUCUCCUGGUGUAGCUUGCUCUGUCUCAUUAAAGAACCAAUUAAAAGAUCCGUUUUUAUGAACUACAAAA
Molecule: messenger RNA, 2143 nt
Organism: Etheostoma cragini (Arkansas darter)
Lineage: Eukaryota; Metazoa; Chordata; Actinopteri; Perciformes; Percidae
Gene: pitx3
Product: paired-like homeodomain 3
Exons: 4
Coding region: 309-1193 (294 amino acids)
Biological process (GO): regulation of transcription by RNA polymerase II; anatomical structure morphogenesis
Cellular component (GO): nucleus
Molecular function (GO): RNA polymerase II cis-regulatory region sequence-specific DNA binding; DNA-binding transcription factor activity, RNA polymerase II-specific
Source: RefSeq, a predicted model, not a curated record